Molecule: messenger RNA, 1194 nt
Organism: Geodia barretti
Lineage: Eukaryota; Metazoa; Porifera; Demospongiae; Tetractinellida; Geodiidae
Source: the annotation of a GenBank genome assembly
AUGACAUUGUCCGAAAGAAUCAUCUACAUGGAUCAUUCCGCAACUACCCCUGUUCGUCCGGAGGUGCUGGAAGCCAUGCUGCCACACUUCACGAAUGAUUUCGGCAACCCGUCCAGCAUCUACACAAUCGGUCAGGAAGCUCGAAAAGCAGUGGACGAUGCCCGCGAGAGCAUAGCGCACCUCCUCGGUGCCCGCAUGAGUGAGAUCGUCUUCACCAGCGGGGGCACCGAGUCCGACAACGCGGCUCUCAAAGGCGUAGCUUUCGCCCUCCGCAACCUAGGCAACCACAUCAUCACCACCGCGAUAGAGCACCACGCUGUCCUUCACACCUGCUACCAACUUGAACAGUUCGGCUUCGAUGUAACCUAUAUCCCCGUUGAUGAGCAUGGCAUCGUUGACCCCGCCGACAUCGUCAGCGCCAUCACCGACGAGACCAUCUUGGUCAGUGUAAUGAUGGCGAACAAUGAAAUCGGUACUAUUGAACCCAUCAGCGAAAUUACGCGCUUAGUAAAGGCAGAGGCAAAGCGACGCAACCAGACCAUAAUCGUGCACACGGACGCUGUGCAGGCUGCAGGCUUUCUCGAAAUCAAUGUGCGUUCGCUCGGCGUUGACCUGUUGAGUCUGUCCGCCCACAAGAUAUACGGACCCAAAGGCGUAGGCUUGCUCUUUGUCAAGCGCGGCACACCCUUCGAGGAGCAAAACGCGGGCGGGGGACAAGAACGUCAGCGCAGAUCGGGCACCGAGAAUGUCCCGGGCAUCGUUGGCUUCGGCGAGGCAUUGCAUCUGGCCGUGACAGAGCGCGAAGAGAACUCGGCACAUUGCCUCCGUUUGCGCGAAAAGCUCACACAAGGCAUCUUUGAGACGAUUGAGGGCGUGCGACUCAACGGUCACUCGCUUCAUCGUCUCCCUAACAAUGUCAACAUUUCAUUUGAAGGAGUGGAGGGCGAACCCGUCUUGCUGGGUCUGGAUUUCGCAGGGAUCUGCGCCUCAAGCGGCAGCGCAUGCUCGUCCGCGUCCUUGGAGCCGUCCCAUGUGCUGCUUGCCAUCGGACUCUCCGCAGACAUGGCGCAAGGCAGCCUCCGAAUCACGCUUGGCAGGGAAAAUACUGACGAAGAUGUAGAUUAUCUGCUCUCCGUACUGCCCGAAAUGAUCGGCAAGCUGAGGGCAAUGCCUUCACUGUCCACGGCAAGAUAA